Molecule: messenger RNA, 2098 nt
Organism: Xenopus laevis (African clawed frog)
Lineage: Eukaryota; Metazoa; Chordata; Amphibia; Anura; Pipidae
Gene: ift20.S
Product: intraflagellar transport 20 S homeolog
Exons: 5
Coding region: 486-884 (132 amino acids)
Biological process (GO): cilium assembly; protein localization to cilium
Cellular component (GO): Golgi apparatus; neuron projection; cilium
Source: RefSeq, a predicted model, not a curated record
GCGCCAGAGGAUACCGGCAAGUGUAAUAGUAUUCUAUUGGGUCACACGCCGCAGCCAAAUAACUUUACGCAUCCUGCGUAAUGAAACACUAAACUCCCAGAAUGCCACACUGGCUCUUCCUCGCUGAUAGGCUCCUGGUGUUGGCUUAGAACCUCGCGGUGAGGAGGAAUGCUGAUACCAGCUGACAUGUUUAUUUACGGUUAUUACUCUUUAAGUGAAAAGAGCAAUGACAUAGUUUGACGGCAUUAUAAACCAGGCACCUGUCGUAUAAUCCCUUUAGUUAUUAAAAUGCAUGAUAUACAUCUGUUUCCCUUUUUCAGUUUCGCUGUGGAAAAUAUGAAGCGAAUUAUGUCACGUGACAUGGCGCCUACAGGUUCUGCUUCCGCUUUGUCACUAUGGAAGCCACAUUGUGUUCCAGCAAAUGACGUCUGUAAACACCGGCGAGUUGUAUCCGUGGCAGCUGAAGCUGGAAAGGACUGGGAGCAAUGGCCAGGGACUCCCUAUCCGAAGCAGGGCUGCACUUUGAUGAGCUGAACAAAUUGCGUAUCUUGGAUCCAGAUGUGUCCCAGCAAACAACCGAAUUAAAGGAGGAAUGCCGAGAUUUUGUAGACAAAAUAGGACAUUUUCAGAAAGUAGUGGGUGGACUAAUUGAGCUUGUCGAUGAGCUCGCUAAAGAAACUGAAAAUGAGAAGAUGAAGGCGAUAGGUGCCCGGAACUUAUUAAAAUCUAUAGCAAAGCAAAGAGAAGCCCAGCAGCAGCAACUGUAUGCCUUAAUAGCAGAGAAGAAAAUGCAACUAGAAAGGUACCGAAUAGAAUAUGACGCGCUGUGUAAAGUGGAAGCUGAGCAACAUGAAUUUAUUGAUCAGUUUAACCUCCAGAAAUAGCAUCAGUUACAAGCGUAUUGCUUGACUCUGUGUGGGGUCCUUUAUUUCCCCCCAGUACAUUUCAUUGCAAUACCGUUGGACUUUCAAUUAAACAUUCCUUAAUAUUACUUGCUCGUUUUGUUUCUAACGUUCCUGGACUCCCGACCAUUCCUUCUGUGCAGUUUCAGACAUUUCAUGGAUACAAAAAAAACGGCAAAACCAGAAUUUCUCCCGAGCAAGUAACCGGUGUAGAAGCUUUAAGAGAAUCAAAUACUUAUUUUAAAUCACUGUUAAACAUUAAAAUGUAUUAUUAUACUUUCUAUCUCUCUAUCUCUCUAUGCCUAAAUGCUUGAAUUUUUACAGUUAUUAGAUGUUGGACACAUUAAUCUAUACAAAGCAACGUGUGUGUAUAUUGACUUACCCAUCUGACUUCAGUAUUUCCUGCAAUGAAUAGUUAUGGAUCAGUAACAGCCAGUCAGCACAAUUCAAAUAUAAAUAAAGCCAUAAUGUUAGCAGGGAUUAUCCUUUAAAUUAAAUUAUGAUGGUGUACUUAGCAGCUGCAGCCACCUACGGUUAUAUAACCCCUUUUUCACCUAUACCUCACCCACUUGAAUCAUCACUGUGAAAUUAUAGACUGGGCUCUGCAUUUUCUAUUCAUAUUUUUGACAUUGCCUUUGAAGAAAAAGCCAUAGGAAGAGCAAUAUCUUUGCUCCAUGUAGAUUUAGCAGCAGCUAUAGUAUGUAUGGGGAGCAGCAUGUCACAUCUACUCAUCUGAAAACAAGUCUCACCAUUGGAGACAAACACAACUAUAUAUUCUUCAGAGAUGAAAAUGGUGCCAUUUUGUAAUAGUGUGGAUGUUAUAAAUGGAAACUUUGCCUUUAUAUUUUACUGGCACUUGGAAAAAAUCUCAAUUUGUAUAGUGUGUUUUUAAAAAAAAAUCCCACCGUGCACCUGUUGUAGUAUUGAAAAAGCCAAACAGCAGCCAUGGGUAGCAUUUAUGUAGGUACGUCAGUCAGUUCUGUUUAACUGAAACUGGAGUUCGAUUGGUUUUUCAGUGUCUCUCAUUUUAUAUAUUUUAUUUGUACACGUUGAAUUGCUUGGAGUGUUGUGGAUAAGUGAAUAUGUUUAUAUUGUGCCCUCAGUGGGAUCUGCUUAGAAACAAUUUUUUUUAUAUGGAUGCUUUUUUGUGUACAUUUAAUUUGCCUUGAUUUAUAAAAUAAUAUAUAUAUACACCA